AUGGCAGCACUUGUAGCUCUCUCUACUGCACCCACGGCGCUGUCUUUUGCGGUGAAGGAAUUGCUGCUGCGCUCCUACGCACAGCAGCAGCAGCAACAGCAGCAGCAGCAGCAGCAACAGCAGAGGGUUGUCGAUGACGACAACGGGCGGCUGCUGCCGCUGUUGGAGCAGCAGCAAGAGCAGCAGCAGCAGCAGCAGCAGCAGGAGGAAGAGGAGGAGGAGGAAGAGCCACCGCAGCAGCAAAUCGGCAGCAGCACAGUUGCUCUGCUCCCGCAGCAGCAGCAGCAGCAGCAGGAACAACAGCAGCAGCAGCAGCAGCAGCAGCAAAGACGCAGGAGCAGCAGCCGCAGAGCAGCAGCAGCAGCAGCAGCAGGCUUCGCUCGGGGCCGUCUACAUCUGCUGUUUGUUUGCUUCGGCCUCACCCUCAGCAGCUGCUUCUGGUGCUGCAUCCUAGCACCCCUUAAUGCUGCUCUCAAAAAGAGCCCCUCUGAGUCUGUUGCUGAUUUUCUUUCUUCGGCCGUCCGCUGCUUUAUGGGCGAACAGCAGGAAACCAAUUACGUGUCUCCUGCUGGUGCGGCGUAUCUGUCUCCUUUUAUCUCUGCUGCUCAACAUACGCCAGCAGCAGCAGCAGCAGCAGCAGCAGCAGCAGCAUCCCCAGCAGCAGCACCAACAGCAGCAUCCCCAGCAGCAGCACCAACAGCAGCACCAGCAGCAGCAGCACCAGCAGCAGCAGCAGCAGCAGUUUCUGUUUCUCCUCAGCAAUGCAAAGCAGCACCAGCAGCAUAUGCGGUAGAAACGACAGCAGCAGCAGCAGCAGCAACAAAGCAAAAUACAGCAGCAGCAGCUGCUGCUGUCUCUGCUUCUGCUGCUGCUUCAGGCUGCUCUAUAUGCACAGCAGUAGAAUCAGCAGCAGCAAGAACAGCAGCAGCUGCAGCAGGAGCAGCAGCAGCUGCAGCAGGGGCAGCAGCAGCUGCAGCAGGAGCAGCAGCGGGUGCAACACGGCUAUUCGGUGCUGCUGCUUCUGCUGCUGUUCCCCCUAAGACCUCAUAUGGUAUCUGCCGCCGCGGCCUGCAGCAGCAGCAGCAGCAGCUGCUGCUGCUGCUGCAGCUGCUGCAGCUGCCGCCUCUACGCUUGAAGGAUACGAAGGCGGACAGCAGCAGCACUGCUCCUUCAGGACACACCGCAGCAGCAAACGCAGCAGCAACAGAUGCAGCAGCAGCAAACGCAGCAGCAGAUGCAGCAGCAGCAGAUGCAGCAGCAACGCAUGCAGCAGCAACACAUGCAGCCGCAGCAGCAACAGAUGCAGCAGCGCGUAAACAAAUGCAACAGACGCAGCAGCAACACAUGCAGCAGCAACACAUGCAGCAGCAACGCAUGCAGCAGCAACACAUGCAGCCGCAGCAGGCGCAGCAGCAACAGAUGCAGCAGCGCCAGCAGCAGCAGCAGCAGCAGCAGCAGCAGCAGCAGCAGCAGCAGCAGCAGCGCUUUGAACACCACUUCAGCAGCUGGCGACAAAAUCAGAGCACCAACAAGUUCUUCAUCAGCGCCAAGGCUGCUGCUGCUGCUGUUGCUGCUGCUGCUGCUGCUGCUGCUGCUGCUGCUGAGCUCUGCGGGGACAAGCGAGGCCGUUACAAGGGUGCCUGUCGGUGCACAGCAGCAGCAGAUGGAAAGUCUAUCAACCAGCAGCAGCAGCAGCAACAGCAGCAACAGCAGCAGCAGCAGAGCAGCACCAGCAGCAGAACAGCAGCAGCAGAGAAGCAGCAGCAGCAGCAGGAGCAGCAGAAUGCUGCUGCUGCUGCUGCUGCUGCUGAGCUCUGCGGGGACAAGCGAGGCCGUUACAAGGGUGCCUGUCAGUGCACAGCAGCAGCAGAUGGAAAGUCUAUCAACCAGCAGCAGCAGCAACAGCAGCAGCAGCAGCAGCAGCAGCAGCAGAGCAGCACCAGCAGCAGAACAGCAGCAGCAGAGCAGCAGCAGCGGAGCAGCAGCAGCAGCAGCAGCAGCAGCAGAUAUACCGGGUCCGCAUCCGCAGGUUUGUACAGUGAGAGCUGCACGUACACCCCAGCCUUCUUCUUGGCGGUGCAGCAGCAGAGCAGGGCAGCACCCCUCAGCAAACUGAAAACAAAACCCUAA
This is a messenger RNA of Eimeria mitis, 2130 nucleotides long. RefSeq lists its product as uncharacterized. The record is from RefSeq and is a predicted model, not a curated record. The transcript is spliced from 7 exons. The coding region runs from base 1 to 2130 and encodes 709 amino acids. NCBI's taxonomy places the organism in Eukaryota, Apicomplexa, Conoidasida, Eucoccidiorida, Eimeriidae.